This is a messenger RNA of Entrophospora candida, 1229 nucleotides long. Lineage: Eukaryota; Fungi; Glomeromycota; Glomeromycetes; Entrophosporales; Entrophosporaceae. The record is from the annotation of a GenBank genome assembly.
AUGAUAAACAAGUCGAAGAUAAAGAAGAGGAAAAAAUUGUUGCACUUGAUGAAGGUGAUAUUGCACUUCUAAAGACCUAUGGGCAAGGACCGUAUGCAAAAGAGUUGAAAAAGAUAGAUUCUGAUAUAAAAGAUGUACAAAAACGAAUAAAUGAAAAAAUUGGCGUUAAGGAAUCUGAUACUGGUUUGGCACCACCAAAUCUUUGGGAUAUUCCUGCUGAUAAACAAAGAAUGCAAGAAGAGCAACCAUUACAAGUUGCAAGAUGCACAAAAAUAAUUGAAGCUGGUGAAGGUGAAGAAGCAAAAUAUAUUAUAAAUGUAAAACAAAUUGCAAAAUUUGUGGUGGCAUUAGGUGAGCGCGUUUCUCCAACCGAUAUUGAAGAAGGAAUGCGUUAUCAGAUACAAAUACCAUUACCACCAAAAAUUGAUCCUUCAGUAACCAUGAUGCAAGUCGAAGAAAAGCCUGAUGUUACAUAUAGUGAUGUUGGUGGCUGUAAAGAACAGAUUGAAAAGCUUAGAGAAGUAGUAGAAUUACCAUUACUACAGCCAGAGCGAUUUGUAAAUUUAGGUAUUGAUCCUCCUAAAGGUGUGUUGUUAUAUGGUCCUCCUGGUACUGGUAAAACUUUAUGUGCACGCGCUGUGGCAAAUAGAACUGAUGCAACAUUUAUCAGAGUUAUUGGUUCUGAACUUGUACAAAAAUAUGUUGGAGAAGGUGCAAGAAUGGUUCGUGAACUGUUUGAAAUGGCAAGAACUAAAAAGGCUUGUAUUAUAUUUUUUGAUGAAAUCGACGCUAUUGGAGGUGCGCGUUAUGAUGAUGGAGCUGGAGGUGACAAUGAAGUACAAAGGACCAUGUUGGAAUUAAUAAACCAAUUGGAUGGCUUUGAUCCACGUGGAAAUAUAAAGAUUUUGAUGGCUACAAAUAGACCUGAUACAUUGGAUCCUGCACUUUUACGUCCAGGUCGUCUAGAUCGUAAAGUUGAAUUCUCAUUACCAGAUUUGGAGGGUCGUACACAUAUUUUAAAGAUUCAUGCAAAAAGUAUGUCUGUAGAACGUGAUAUUCGUUAUGAGCUUAUAGCUAGACUUUGUCCAAACAGUACUGAAGCAGGAAUGUUUGCUAUUCGUUCCAGGAGAAAGGUUGCAUCAGAAAAGGAUUUCUUAGAAUCUGUUAAUAAAGUUAUUAAGUCUUAUGCAAAAUUCUCUUCUACACCAAGAUACAUGACAUACAAUUAA